AGUGUCAUUGUUUAUAUCGCUGGCCUGCUCGGCUGCAGUGUACUCGGUCCGUGCGAGUUAGUCUUAUAGAAUAGAUGAACUUACUUUAAAAUCUUUUUGUUGUUGUUUGAGUACAUAGUUAGGGGGCGGGGGUUGGUGGGAGCAGAGGGCUGGUUUCUGCGGAUUUGCUUUGAUUGCACUUGGUUGGAACAGACCAGGAGCUGGAAGUUUCCAAGGAAAUUUAAACGAGUUGAGCUUCGGUGUGGCGCCGGCGAUGGGAAUUUAACUCCGGUUUGGUGGGCGCAGUCCAGGGGCACAGACUCACCUCGGCGCCAGUGCGGGCAGGCAGACCAAAGCUGAACUGGUCCGGACGCAGGGAGAAGGGAGGGAGAUUGCCUCCGGUGAAAUUUGCAACGGGGGGUUAAAAGUAUCCGAGCCUCAGGGAUGGCGAAGGAUCACCUCAAACCGCGCCUGUGCCAUAUGAUAAAAGAGGAGAGUGGUUAUGGUUUUCACCUGCACGGCGAGAGGGGGAAACCCGGGCAGUACAUCCGCAAAGUGGAGCCCGGCUCUCCCGCAGAGGCGUCGGGGCUGAGCGCAGGAGACCGGGUCAUUGAAGUUAACGGGCACAAUGUGGAGAAGGAGACUCAUCACCAGGUUGUGCAGCGGAUCAAAGCGAUGGAGCAUGAAACACGGCUGCUGGUGGUGGACAAGGAGACGGAUGAAUACUUGCGAAACCAGCACCUUGCUGGCACGGGGGACUAUGAUCAGAAUCUCACUCCAGACAACUCCAAGGACAACGGGCAGGUGUGGAAGCAGCAAGUAAUAAUAAGCAGUGGAGAGCCCACAAGGUUAUCCAACAGGUCCAUUGAUGGGAACAGGAAGGAACUCAAUGGACAAGCCAAGGAGUUCUGUCCUCGGCUCUGCUGCAUGAAGAAAAGCCCAAAUGGCUACGGAUUUAACCUUCACAGUGAGAAAGCAAAGCCUGGGCAAUUCAUCCGGUCUGUGGAUCCAGACUCCUGUGCAGCUAAAGCUGGUCUCCGCCCUCAGGAUAGAGUUGUGGAGGUGAACGGUGUCAACAUUGAAGGGAAGAAACACAGCGAGGUUGUGGCUUGUAUCAAGGCCAGUGAAGAGGAAGCCAGGCUGCUGGUGGUGGAUCCAGAGACCGAUCAGUACUUCAAGAAACUGGGAAUAACUCCGACAGAGUCGCAUCUGAGAGGACCCCUGCCACAGCCACUUGCAAACGGAUCUCCACGGACACAGAUUAAUGGAGAAACCCCCACAUCCCUCAACCAUGGCUAUUACAGCCCUAAAGAGGGGACAGAGGUGAAGGGAGACGUGGACAAUGAUCCAUUUGUAGAGAGCGGAUUGAAUUUAAGUCCCACAGCGGCUGAAACCAGAGAGAAAGUGCAAGCUAAACGCAAGAACAAGAGGGCACCUCAGAUGGAUUGGAACAAGAAGCAUGAAAUCUUCAGCAACUUUUAAUGGACUAUCCUAUCGAACUCUUCAGUGAUCCUGACCUUUGGCAUCUUCAGUUAAUUAAUCUUCACUUAUCUAUUUGGUGUCAUGGCAGAGUAAAAAUCGCCUGUUAACGUGUGAUUGUUAGAAGACUGUGACCAAAGCUUUCCUUUUUUUUUCUGCUUGGGGUAUAACUUGCAACAGACCUGCUGUAGUGUGGUUCUAAUCCUGCUUGUGGUCUGAUGUACGUCUUUCACCAACUAUUUCCCUCUUUGUGCUCAGGACCCGAAGUUUGAUACUCCAAAUGGCCAUGAUAACAUGGUAGAAUGAUCGGGCUAUUUGAUGUGGGGGCCAGAGUCACUUUGCAAAGCAGAAUUAGUCUUUUAUGAAAUCUGAGCGCAAACAUUUUGUUUGAUCUUAUUAACCCGCAGGCUAUGAAACCAUUCACUCGAGCAGUGUCUGACUUUUUCCUUAAGUGUUUUCAGAGAUGACUGGCGAGCAAUAGCUCACCUUACCUGAUCUUGUCUUUUCAUGUUGUCACAGGCUGGACAGUGGUUUAAUUGCAAAGUCUUAUUAAAUUUAAUGACAACUUAGAUAAUGUGAGUUGGGUAGGGGGGGAGGUGUGCGUUCCUAAGCAUUACAGCCUUAAUGUAAUACACUAUAUAGAGGAACCAGAUUACUGCACAUAAGAAAUGUAUUAACUCUUUUUGUAUGCUAACUGCUGUUUUAAGCAGCACUGAAAAUAUUUUUUACAUUUUUCCCCUUAGAACAUUUUCACGAGGUUUUUAUUGAUAGUAAUCCGUUAUGAAGUGUACUGAGUUAUUUCGAGAGCACAUUAGGGCGUCAAUGGAGGUUAAAUAUUGGUUUAUUGGCACAGUACUGUUUCAAGUUGGUAAGAUGCAUUUAAUUCUUUCACUGAUUAUCUAGCAAUGAACACACACAUUUCGCAAAGCAUCUAGAUCAGUAGAAAACUCAGAAGUAAGCUUAAUUUGACCACAAUUUUAUUGAGUCUAUAACCCAAAGAGUAAAGACAUUGGUACUAACCAAAUGCUGUAACAUUCAGUCAAUAUUCAAGUUGUUCCCUGUUGAAUAAAAUAGUGGCAUUUAUUUACACCGUGCAUUCUAAGGAUCCCUGUGUGUUUGUGGUCACUUGAGAUGGGGAGAAUUAAGAAAGACAAGUUUGGGGUGGUUGAUGAUGGAUUUGCUGCAGUUGUUGAAAAUUGUAAAGAGAAUGGAUUCGCUUAUAGAGAGGAUAUUUUAGGAUCUGACCAGCACCUGUUUUCUGUUAAUUUCUCCCAACUUUCCAACCCCAAAAUUCUGUUGUAUAAUCAUUAUCAUUAACUUCACCCUGAGCCUGUAUGUUCUUGCUGAAAAGGUCUUUUUUUGCACCAAUCUGUAUUCUGUGGAUUAAUGAUUCCUCCCUGAGCUUCAUUCUUAACUUUUGCCUUUUGCAUUACUCAAUUCUGAACCUAUAUUUUGUUUGAACCCAAGAUCAAAUCUAGGUUCCACCUUAUGAAUUUACAUCCUCCUGGUAUUGAUCAACUAGAAACAUCUCACAGGAGGCUGGGUGAAGUGUGCGCACCCAGGUUAGACACGACCUUUUGCAUUUAAUGCUGGAAAAAAAAAGUGGAAGAACUUUCAAAGAUCUUUUGACAAAUUGGUGGGAAUACUCAGCAGCUCAGGCAGAAACUGUGAGGACAGAAAUGGUCAACGUUUCAGGUCAAUGACCUUUCAUCUGAAUCUCUCCGACAAGAGGUGAUAGCCCCGGAAUGUUAACCCUGACUACCUCUCCACAGAUGAUGCCAACAGAUUGAGUAUUCCCAGUAAUUUUUUUCCUGUAUUUAUUUCCUGUUUUGAGAAUCUUUUGUUUUGCUUCUUUAAUACUUGUUUGGAAUGCUGGAAGUCCACUCCUGAUAAACACAAGAGGCUAGGAAUGAGUUGUUUUCAAGUAAAAGGUAUACAAUUCUGGACUGUGCUGCAAUGUUUAAACUGAUGUCUCAACCAGCUCUGCAGACAGGAAUCAUCUUUGCUUUCUAGCUGAAUACUUUGCAGUUAAUAAUGUAAGAUGGAUAGCUACUUAAAGGAAAUUGAUAUAAACCUGCAGAUAUCUGAUUCCAGUGAUUUGUGCCGUUAUUAUGCCUUACACUUAGUUUGAAAAUCUCAAAUAAGCACAUUUCAGUAACUUGUAUAAUAGACUGUGCUAUGUGCAUACUGUAUAUUGUUAAUAAAUGUAUUUCAGCAUGAUA
Molecule: messenger RNA, 3680 nt
Organism: Pristis pectinata (smalltooth sawfish)
Lineage: Eukaryota; Metazoa; Chordata; Chondrichthyes; Rhinopristiformes; Pristidae
Gene: nherf2
Product: Na(+)/H(+) exchange regulatory cofactor NHE-RF2
Exons: 7
Coding region: 424-1461 (345 amino acids)
Biological process (GO): protein localization to plasma membrane
Cellular component (GO): apical plasma membrane
Molecular function (GO): protein-membrane adaptor activity; signaling receptor binding
Source: RefSeq, a predicted model, not a curated record